UCUCCCUCCCCCCCGUUCUGCAGCUACCAUUGUGAGGUGAGGACAGGUGGGCGGGGAUGGUCUGUGGUGAGGCCCUAGGAAUCGGCCAGGACACGAUACCGUCACCGAACCCCCUCAGAUGGAAGUGCAAAAGCCAUUGCUCAUACCACCCACCUUUUAUGUGGGAUAAGAUGAAGCUAGUAUUUCUACUCUGAGCUAAAGAAACCAACAUUUUGCUCCAAGAUUACAGUACCUUGUCUCAAAACACAGCAGACAGAUGAAUCUCCUUAGACAAGCUUAGUUUCAUCAUUAACGACCACAGAAUGGAGCCCCAUAGCAGAGAUGAGAUGGAUUUGAAAGAGGAAACUGCACAAGUGUGGUCUGAAUCAGUUGAGCAGGAGCAGAAUACGACUCAGGUCCACUUUGUCCCUGAAAAUGGAACAGUGGCUCAGAUUGUGUACAGUGAUGACCAAGAUCGUCCUUCCCAACAAGUGGUCUACACAGCUGAUGGUACAUCUUACACCUCUGUGGAUACUUCGGAGCAUACAUUAGUUUACAUCCAUCCCGUGGAAGCCACUCAGACUCUUUUUACAGACCCAUCCCAAGUGACAUAUGUCCAGCAAGAUGCAGAUACGCAGCAGGUGUCAAUACCAGUUCACAGCCAGGCUUUGCCUCCCAUGGAGGCUGUGGAUGAUCCUGGCCCUCUAGAAACUUUGCACAACCCAAUGAGUAGUAUGGAAGCAAAAGAGGAAAAUGAGGAGGAGGGGGAUGAGGAGGAAGAGGAAGAAGAGGAGGAGGAGGAGGAGGAGGAGGAAGAAGAGGAAGAAGAAGAAGAAGGGGAAGAUACAGACAUGGAGGAAUGGGACCCGGAUCCACCUCGUCCCUUUGACCCAAAUGACCUGUGGUGUGAGGAAUGCAAUAAUGCGCAUCCCUCGGUUUGUCCGAAACAUGGGCCCUUGCAUCCAAUCCCUAACCGACCAGUCCUGACAAGAGCCAGAGCUAGUCUACCCUUGGUGCUUUACAUUGACCGAUUCCUGGGAGGGGUGUUCUCCAAACGACGCAUUCCCAAGCGCACACAAUUUGGUCCUGUGGAAGGACCUCUGGUUAGGUUGUCAGAGCUUAAGGACUGCUAUAUUCAUCUAAAGGUGUCCCUUGACAAAGGUGACAGGAAAGACCGGGAUCUACAGGAGGACCUCUGGUUUGAGUUGUCCAGUGAAGCUCUUUGCAACUGGAUGAUGUUUGUGCGCCCUGCCCAGAAUCACUUAGAACAAAAUUUAGUAGCCUAUCAAUAUGGUCAUCAUAUUUACUACACUACAAUUAAAAAUGUUGAACCUAAACAAGAACUCAAGGUGUGGUAUGCUGCCUCCUAUGCAGAAUUUGUCAAUCAGAAAAUCCAUGAUGUAUCAGAGGAGGAGAGGAAAGUUCUCCGAGAACAAGAGAAAAACUGGCCAUGUUAUGAGUGCAAUCGACGGUUCAUGAGCUCAGAACAGCUCCAGCAACACCUCAACUCCCAUGAUGAAAAGCUGGACUUCUUCAGCAGAGCAAGAGGCAGAGGCCGCGGACGAGGGAAACGAAGGUUUGGACCAGGAAGGCGACCUGGCCGUCCUCCCAAGUUCAUGCGCUUGGAAGUAACCAAUGAAAAUGGGGGGAAGUGUGCAGAAGAGUCACAGGACUUGCUGCCUUUUGCCAGUAAGGGGCAGUUUGAUGAAGCUGGGCAAGCCACUCUAAAUGGACUAGACCAACCAGAACAGACCCCAGUGCCCCCAGAGACACCGUCCUCCUUAGAUCAGCUGCCAGAAAGCCACUCAUUGCAGCUUCAGCCACACGAACAGACGGUGGUGGCUACCCAAAGCCUGAUGACAGCAGAUGACAUGCGGCGAGCAAAGCGUAUCCGGAAUGCAGCUCUCCAGCACUUAUUCAUCCGAAAGUCAUUCCGUCCUUUCAAAUGCCUGCAUUGUGGAAAGGCAUUCCGUGACAAAGACAAAUUAGACCAGCAUUUAAGGUUCCAUGGACGGGAAGGAAAUUGUCCUUUGACCUGUGACAUCUGCAACAAGGGCUUUAUUAAUAGCAAUGCCCUGGAAAGUCAUAUGAAGUUUCACUUGGACCAGAAGACUUACUCUUGUAUUUUCUGCCCUGAGUCCUUUGACCGUUUAGACCUGCUGAAAGAUCAUGUGGCAAUCCACAUUAACGAUGGUUGUUUCACUUGUCCUACCUGUAAAAAACGCUUUCCGGAUUUUAUCCAGGUGAAAAAGCAUGUGCGCAGCUUCCAUUCAGAAAAGAUUUACCAGUGCACAGAAUGUGAUAAGGCUUUCUGUCGACCUGACAAGCUGCGACUUCACAUGUUGCGACACUCAGAUCGCAAGGACUUCCUAUGCUCUACCUGCGGCAAACAGUUUAAGAGAAAAGACAAGCUGCGAGAGCACAUGCAGAGAAUGCACAAUCCAGAGAGGGAAGCUAAGAAAGCUGACCGAAUUAGUCGCUCCAAAACAUUCAAGCCCCGGAUCGCCUCCACCGAUUACGAGAGCUUCAUGUUCAAGUGUCGCUUGUGCAUGAUGGGUUUCCGAAGACGAGGCAUGCUGGUGAAUCAUUUAUCAAAGAGACAUCCUGAGAUGAAAAUAGAAGAGGUGCCGGAGCUAACACUGCCUAUCAUCAAGCCUAACAGAGAUUAUUUUUGUCAGUACUGUGAUAAGGUUUAUAAGAGUGCCAGCAAACGGAAGGCCCACAUUUUGAAAAAUCACCCAGGUGCAGAACUUCCUCCCAGCAUCCGAAAGUUACGUCCAGCGGGCCCAGGAGAGCCAGAUCCAAUGCUGAGUACGCACACCCAGCUGACCGGAACAAUAGCCACGCCACCAGUUUGUUGUCCUCAUUGUUCCAAGCAGUACAGCAGUAAGACCAAGAUGGUGCAACAUAUUCGCAAGAAGCACCCAGAAUAUCCUCAGAUCCCAACAAACACAAUACACGUGCCACUGACAACAGCAGUGAUUAGUGCCACUCCUGCUGUUCUAACUGCCGACAGCACUUCGGGGGAGACCGUUGUGACAUCAGAUUUGCUGACUCAAGCAAUGACGGAACUGUCACAGACUCUGACCACUGACUACCGAACCCCCCAGGGUGAUUUUCCACGUAUUCAGUAUAUCCCUGUAUCACAAUCCACAGCUGGCUUGCAACAGCCCCAACAUAUACAGUUGCAGGUUGUGCAAGUGGCUCAGGCUACCUCACCUCAUCAGACCCAGCAUUCCACAGUGGAUGUUGGUCAGUUACAUGAUCCUCAGUCAUACACACAGCAUGCUAUCCAAGUGCAGCAUAUCCAGGUCACUGAACCAUCCUCUGCAGCCCCGUCAUCUUCACAGGUGGGUAGUCAGCCCUUAAGUCCUUCUUCCCAACCAUCUCAGCAGGAACUCAGCCCUUCCCAGAUACAAACAACUUCCUCAUCACAAAAUCCAUCGCAGCCAGGUUCUUCAGUCCAGCAAGCCUAUCUCCCCAACACAUGGAACUCCUUUCGCACCUAUCCCUCCGAGAUUCAGAUGAUGACUAUCCCCCAGGGCCAGUAUGUGAUUGCAGAGACAGCUGUAGGUCCUCCUGUCACAACAGUGACCACAGGGCAAGUCAAAGCAGUUGCCCAGACACAUUAUGUGAUCGCUGAAGGUCAGCCUGAGCUGGAUGUCAAGCCAAACCUGUCUCUUUCUAGCAGCGUGGAAGUAGAUUUAUCUCAGUCAUCUGCACAUUCCGACUCUUUGGAAUCGCAAACAGCCGGCGAGCAGCAAACAACACAGUACAUCAUUACGGCCACCAGCAACGCUAAUGGAGUCGGUGAUGUGCACAUUGAAAAGCCAUGAACUGGGUUUGCAGCAAAGAAUGACAUCCAGUGGGAUUAGUGACAUUUUAAGUCCUAAUCCCAAAUAUUCAAGAGCUCAAGAGCUCAUUUACAAAGUAUAUUUCUAUACCUUGAAGUUCUACAUUAUAUGCUAAGGCUUUGCAGAAUUUCAGGUCUAAAGGACACCUAAGCAAGACAUUCAGGAAUCUUUUCAGGAUGCCACCUUCUUCUGGAGCUGUUGAGCAAAAACCAGUAAAAGGAAAUGGAAACUAAGCCUCUUCUAGACAACCCCCCCCCAAUUCUUUUCCCCCCAAUUGUGGACAGAUUUGCAGCAAUGGAAGAAAGACUCGCUGAGCAAUUGCCAAUAACCAUUGGCCGAAUAUAUCUUAUGUACAUUUCAGUUGCUUACAUUUCUUUUGGCUUUCUUUUUUUUCUAAGUAGCCUGUGAAAGAAUAGAAUAUACCAGCUCGACAAGGAAAUAAGUAAGUUAGUAAGUAAGUAAGUAAAUAGAUAGAUUGCCUGGAACUAAGACUCAGUUAUAAGCCAUUAUUUCCCGCAGUUUGUAUGACAGAGAAGGCAGUGAAACUGUGAAGCUGUGCAGAAGCAAUUAAAUUAUUAAUUAGGUUAUUGGUAUUGUUUUAAUACCCUGUUUACAUGCCAUCUGCACUACCCACAUACUCAAUUCUAAGGAGUAUGAAGGAAGCCUUCUUGGAGCCCCCAUAUACCUAGUCAAAUCAGAGGAAUAUAAACACAGAGUUCGAGCCUUCAUGUCUUUGAUUGUGUUCUCUUUAUGUAAGGGGUAUCAUUCGUUUUCCCUGCAAAACCAAUAAAAAGGCUCAGAGAUGUUUUAA
Messenger RNA from Candoia aspera, 4644 nucleotides. It is a transcript of the gene PRDM10, whose product is annotated as PR/SET domain 10. The transcript has 23 exons. Gene Ontology annotation, biological process: positive regulation of transcription by RNA polymerase II. NCBI's taxonomy places the organism in Eukaryota, Metazoa, Chordata, Lepidosauria, Squamata, Candoiidae. The coding region runs from base 303 to 3815 and encodes 1170 amino acids. Gene Ontology annotation, molecular function: protein binding. The record is from RefSeq and is a predicted model, not a curated record. Gene Ontology annotation, cellular component: nucleus.